GGGAGGAGGGGUCGAAGGGGGGGAGAAAAGGCAGAGGCGUGAAGGGAGGCAGGAGUGAGAGCGCCGGGAGGAUCACAGGAGAGCACAGACGGGGACAGAAGAGCAGAAGGAUCUAGAGGACUUGAGACACGCAGGGACAGGUUGCCACGGUGACCGCUCUGGCCAGAACGAGGCGCAUUGACGUCAGCAGCCGAGCACUGAUUGGCUGAGGCCGGCUCGUUUCCGGUGGAGCUGCUGUGAGCCGCUACCCCUGAGUGGAGUGAGACUGCGAGCGGAUCCUGAGCGCGCCCGGCACUCGGCAACCUCGCUUCUAGUGCACGUCCCGCGCCCGCCGCCGCCCGGCCGCAGAGAACCAUGGCUUCUGGCAGUGCUGCCGCCAGUGAGGAGGAGCGCAGUCUCCGGGAGUGUGAGAUCUACGUGCAGAAGCACAACAUUCAGGCCCUGCUGAAGGAUUCAAUUGUGCAGUUGUGCACUGUCCGACCCGAGAGACCCAUGGCAUUCCUUCGGGAAUACUUUGAGAGGUUGGAGAAGGAGGAGGCAAAACAGAUUCAGAAUCUACAGAAAACUGGUAAUCGCACAGACUCCAGGGAGGAUGAAAUCUCUCCUCCUCCCCCUAACCCAGUGGUGAAGGGUCGCCGGCGACGAGGUGCUAUCAGCGCUGAAGUUUACACGGAGGAAGAUGCUGCAUCCUAUGUUCGAAAGGUUAUACCAAAAGAUUAUAAGACAAUGGCUGCUUUAGCCAAGGCCAUCGAAAAGAAUGUGCUGUUUUCACAUCUUGAUGACAAUGAGAGAAGUGACAUUUUUGAUGCCAUGUUCCCAGUCUCCUUUAUUGCUGGAGAGACUGUUAUUCAGCAAGGUGAUGAAGGGGAUAACUUCUAUGUGAUUGACCAAGGAGAAAUGGAUGUCUAUGUCAACAAUGAAUGGGCAACCAGUGUUGGGGAAGGAGGGAGCUUUGGAGAACUUGCUUUGAUUUAUGGAACACCAAGAGCAGCCACUGUCAAAGCAAAGACAAAUGUGAAACUGUGGGGUAUCGACCGAGACAGUUAUCGAAGAAUCCUUAUGGGAAGCACACUGAGAAAGCGAAAGAUGUAUGAAGAAUUCCUUAGUAAAGUGUCUAUUUUAGAGUCUUUGGACAAGUGGGAACGCCUCACAGUAGCUGAUGCUUUGGAACCUGUUCAAUUUGAAGAUGGGCAGAAGAUUGUGGUCCAGGGAGAACCGGGGGAUGAGUUCUUCAUUAUCUUAGAGGGGACAGCUGCAGUGCUACAACGCCGGUCAGAAAAUGAAGAAUUUGUUGAAGUGGGACGACUGGGGCCUUCUGAUUAUUUUGGUGAAAUUGCUCUACUGAUGAACCGCCCUCGUGCUGCAACGGUGGUUGCACGUGGUCCUUUGAAGUGCGUUAAGCUGGACCGACCUCGAUUUGAACGUGUUCUUGGCCCAUGCUCAGAUAUCCUCAAACGAAACAUCCAGCAGUACAACAGUUUUGUGUCGCUGUCUGUCUGAGAUCUGCCUCGUGUGCCUCCCUCCUCUCCCCAGUCCAUGCUUCUUUCUUGCAGAUGGCUUUCUUUUCCCUGAUGCAGCGCCAAGUGGCCACUGGCUUCACAGCUUCUUGUCUCUUUAUACUAAAAGUUGCUUUUAUUGCACCAUUUUUCAUUUGGAGCAUAACUGAAUGCUCAUUUACAAAUAAAUAGAAUUCUAUGAUUUUGAUGUUACUGCUUCUCUCUGUGCAGUGUUAGUGUUCAGCCUGGGCAGUGAGUGUCAUGCUUUGUGGUGAGGGUGGAUCCCUGCACCAGUGAUUUAUCAUGAUGUAACAGUGCAAGAGUUUUUUAAGUGACAACUUUUCCAUCUAAAGCAUAUUUAUGACUGGCCAUGUGAGCUGUAUUUCUUUAUAGAGUAAAUGAUUUCUUUAACCUUUAAGGAUUAGAAAAUGGAUAUAGAAAAAUCUUAAUGUAGUAGAAAGACAUCUGCCUGUAACUAAACAAGUUUAAGUUUGAAAAAUGCCCAUUUUUGCUAAUUACCAGACAGAUACAUGACUAGUUAAGUUCUUCACCCCCUUCUCUUUGCCUGGUUUUGUUUCUAUGUUGUUAGUGUUUCCAACUCUGAAAUACUUUUGGUGUGCCUAUCUAUACCUCCCUUUUAAGUUUGAAAUCAAAUUGUAGACGGCAAAUACUGGGUUGUGAUUUAAUUCUGCCUCAGCUCACCGAUUAUGAUUAGAACUUAACCAGCUGGUGCCAAAUAUUGAUCAUCAGAUGCAGAAUUGUGAAUGAGACUUUCAGACCUACACUCUUGAUUGUUAACUGAAGCUUCUAGCUAAUGUUUGUCCUUCUUGUGGCUAUAAUGUAAUCUCCUGCCCUAAGGCAGCUGAUUCCAGGAGAUAGAUUUGCUGAGGAUAGAUAGAAGUGGAACAAGCCUGGGAGAGAACCAUGGAGGUGAUGGGGAUGAAGCAGGAACCAGGUAGAUGAGGUUCACCUCCCCCCUCCCCCCAGUUCCCUGGGGAAGCUUUGUAUUUGGUUUAAAUCUUUCUCCCUCCUUUUAUGUUAAUGAGGGUGAUUGUGGUCUGAAAGGCCAUCCUGCUGGAAAGUCCUGCUUUUUUCUGUCUAUCCUUGAAUUUCUCUGCCCCCUCCCCCCAGUAAACUUGUGUUUACUUGAACUUGUGUUUUGAGUCUUAACUGUAUUUCAGUAUUUUCCAGCCUUAUGUGUUACAUUAUUCCAACGAUACACCCAACAGUUUAUUUUAUUAUUGUUUUUUAAAACAAGAUUUCACAGUCUAAUGUAGGCACUUUUAUUUUUGUUGUGAUUUAUAUAUAGUGUAGGGUUAUUUUUGGGAGUGACUGUAAGCAUAAUUCCCUCUCCUACUCUUUCCCAGUAAUUUAAAUUGGUCAUGGUAGGCUUUUUUUUUUUUUUUUUGAAAGCUUUUAGGUUGUUGCUAACUUU
Nannospalax galili (Upper Galilee mountains blind mole rat) is the source of this 2931-nucleotide messenger RNA. RefSeq names its product protein kinase cAMP-dependent type I regulatory subunit alpha (gene Prkar1a). The transcript has 12 exons. The record is from RefSeq and is a predicted model, not a curated record. The coding region runs from base 355 to 1500 and encodes 381 amino acids. Gene Ontology annotation, cellular component: cAMP-dependent protein kinase complex. Lineage: Eukaryota; Metazoa; Chordata; Mammalia; Rodentia; Spalacidae. Gene Ontology annotation, molecular function: cAMP-dependent protein kinase regulator activity. Gene Ontology annotation, biological process: regulation of protein phosphorylation.